AGGAUCGAAAGUGCUCCCGAAUACGUGCAAUUGCCGUGACAGUUUCUUGGCUGCCGACUUUCUUCCCAUCUUGGUUUGCGGUCUCUGUCAAAAUUAAAAAUCGCCUCUUCGCGUGAAGAAGAAGUAAUGAAGAAAUGGAAUCGCACGUUGGAAAUGUGAACAAUACUAUAAACAUUGCGUCCACGGAAGUGUACACACCCACGGAGGUAGCCCUCAGCGUCGAAGAGGAGGACGCGAUCGUCACGUUAGUGGUUGUUGUAAUCGGCAUCAUUAUCGCUAUGAUAGUGCUGUUCUCGAUGGGCAUCUUUAUAGACUGCAAACACCAAAAGAAGGACUCUCCGAAGAGGAGGAAGCUAAGGCUGAAAAUGCCGCCACUGGCAAGCAGAAGCCGGAAAGACGACGUGAAAUCAUUGGCUUCGAACAUGUGUCCUAACGGUGUCAAUGAUACCGGCUUUAGAGAAGGAGACGAGAUAGUCUGAUGUCCGGAGAGAAAUCGCGGAGAGUCCGCGUUUCGCGAGGACUCGGUGAGAAGUUUUCUGAGAAAUACUGAUUUUACAGCAAUGAGAGUAACAGCUAGCGAUUCGAUGCUGAUUAAUGUGCGCGAUAAGUAUGCUGGAAUACUUCUCAGUCGUGGUCCUCAUAGAUCGAUUUAUUAUUUAUUAAAGAUAUUAUGAGUUGAUAUAGCAUUUACUUUGUACGGAAGUAUUUCCAGUUGCACCGCUUUUAUGAGGUUUACAUGCGAGAAUUUUUAUGCUAAACACAACUGUGAUCUGAAAAUCAUUAAUAGUUAUACUAAUUUUUACUUAUUUGUUAAUUGUUAAUGAGGAUAAUAGUCACAGUAGUCAAUCACGAAUGCAAAAUGUUUUCAAAUGUGCAAUUGUGCGUCUUGUUACAGCGCAUAUAAAUAAGACGAGCAACGAUACGAAAAGAAAAUAUAGAGACAGGUGGUAUCAUAUGUACACUCAUAAAUAAUCACGUCCAAAAAUGUAUGUGUGCGUAUUUAAGGCUGGUGUGAGCGUGUAUAGACACAAGUGUGCCUUACUGUUAAAUUUCGAUUCAUGUAUCAUGUUAGAAAGUAUGAAAUGCAAGUAAUAUCUUGAUCUUUUAAGAGUGUUCCAUAUUUAUUGAGCUCUCUUGAGAGAAAUCUUCGUCAUAAUCGUCGUAAUUGCGGAGAUUACAAUUUUCUAGAUAAAGCAUUUUAAAGCAUGUGUGCAUCCUGAAGUUUUAUUCAUUUGUGAAUCAAUUUAGUGAAAUUUAUAGAUAUUCCAAAGAAGUUUUUAAAUUAAAGUCACAGCAAAUUUAGUAUUCUGCGAAUGUUAAGUUGUGUUAAAUAAGAUCCUUUAAUUUGUUGCAUUUUUGUGAACAAAUGUCUAUUUAUAUCCUGCGUAUGUAUAAUAUAAUUAUGAUUAAUAUGAUCGAAAUAUGAAAUUAAAAUUUCUUUAUAUUUGAAA
This is a messenger RNA of Ooceraea biroi (clonal raider ant), 1451 nucleotides long. RefSeq lists its product as uncharacterized. Lineage: Eukaryota; Metazoa; Arthropoda; Insecta; Hymenoptera; Formicidae. The record is from RefSeq and is a predicted model, not a curated record.